AGAUUGCCCAUCAUGGCUGUUUCUGAUUUCUUGGACCUAGAUGUGGUAGAACAGCAUCUUGAUCUGCUUGAUUCUGAGCAAUUGAAGCUGUUGUAUGCCGAGCACUUGCCGGAUUCCAUAGCCAAAAACCCGUCAAAGACAGCCAUACUCGAUGUGCUCCGAAGCGGAUUCUACCAACAGUCAGAGCAAAAGUUGAGCAAACUGUUAAGCAGCGGAAACGGUGCUGGAUAUUUGUUGGCACAGAGCUUGAAGUUCGAAUAUAAGGGUGAAGGAAUAGAUGCUUUCUUAGCUGGAGUGAGAGAAUUGGCCCAGAAGGAAAAGGAGAAGGAGAGUGAACAGGAUGAAGAGAAGAAGGAUGUAGACAUGGAGGAAUAG
This is a messenger RNA of Scheffersomyces stipitis CBS 6054, 375 nucleotides long. RefSeq lists its product as uncharacterized. The annotation marks the transcript as partial. The record is from RefSeq and is a predicted model, not a curated record. Lineage: Eukaryota; Fungi; Ascomycota; Pichiomycetes; Serinales; Debaryomycetaceae. The transcript has a single exon.